AUGCCCUACUACGCAGUCUACAGUGGUCGAAGAAGGGGAAUUUUUUUCAACUGGCAGGACGCCGAGAAUCAGGUGACGGGCUACUCGUACCCCGGACGUGACCGAUGUGCACGGCUGGAGGGUGCCGUUCAGCUAAUGAAGCAGAAUGGUGCCGGCAAUAUGGCCCGUCUGGUUGACUACGAUGAGAUCGGCUAUGAGCGAGAUCUGGUGUAUAUCACGGCGUGCCAGGGGGCAGAACCUGGUCUUCUGGGCUCUGCGGUAUUUUUGGGCUCCGGAAACCGCUGCAACCACGCCACCUUGUCUCCUUCAAAGACUCUCAGUAGGGCCAGACUAGAGGCCAUCUUGCACUUCUACAAAGAAGUCAUUUCCAAGAGCUCCAAGUCCGAUCCUGCCACCGCUGCAUCGUACAAAUAUGACCAUUGGCCGUCGUGGGAAAUCCGCACCGACUCUCGAAGCAUAAUCGAACAGGUGUCUGAAAGUGUGCGACGAUGGACCUUUGAUGCAUGGAGAGAGGGCGAGAUGGAAAAUGGCGACUUGUUGCACGAAAUUGCAGAGGAACAUGGCAAGUUGCGAAAUCCGGACUUUGUGAUUUUCAGACAUGUGGAAAAUUCCACCGACGGAGGUUCUCAUGAGUGUGCACAGCUGGCUUAUGGAGCCACCAGAGAGUGUCCGUUGUGCCAUAGACCUUUUGCUGUCGCUGAUAUGAAGAUUCUUCGUGGAGAAAGGUCAUAA
Yarrowia lipolytica CLIB122 is the source of this 732-nucleotide messenger RNA. RefSeq lists its product as uncharacterized. NCBI's taxonomy places the organism in Eukaryota, Fungi, Ascomycota, Dipodascomycetes, Dipodascales. Gene Ontology annotation, molecular function: nucleic acid binding. The record is from RefSeq and is a predicted model, not a curated record.